Messenger RNA from Culex quinquefasciatus (southern house mosquito), 1310 nucleotides. RefSeq lists its product as uncharacterized. The record is from RefSeq and is a predicted model, not a curated record. The coding region runs from base 40 to 1176 and encodes 378 amino acids. The transcript has 2 exons. Gene Ontology annotation, biological process: DNA integration. Gene Ontology annotation, molecular function: nucleic acid binding. Lineage: Eukaryota; Metazoa; Arthropoda; Insecta; Diptera; Culicidae.
GAACUCGGAUUGAUUGGUGAUCUGCUGAUAAGAGGACACAUGCUGGUCGUUCCGCAUACGCUGAGGAACAGGAUUCUCAGCCUGGCUCACGAAGGACAUCCGGGCGAGUCACUGAUGGUUAGUCGUUUGAGAGAUCGGGUCUGGUGGCCAUCCAUGGAUCGCGAGGCAAAGGCAUGGACUAAAGCGUGCGAAGGCUGCAGGCUGGUCGGAUUACCCGGAAAGCCUGCCCCGAUGGUUCGCCGUCCGAUGCCAACCCAACCUUGGGUCGACGUGGCGAUUGAUUUCAUGGGUCCACUUCCGUCGAACGAGUAUCUGUUAGUGAUAAUAGAUUACUUUAGUAGAUACAAAGAGGUUGAAGUGAUGAUCAAGAUAACGGCUAAAGAGACUGUGAACCGAUUGGACAAAAUUUUCACACGUCUCGGGUAUCCCAGAACGAUCACCCUGGAUAACGCCAGACAGUUCGUGAGCAAGGACUUCGAUGACUACUGCGACACCCACGGCAUCACCCUCAAUCACAGUACACCAUACUGGCCGCAAGAAAACGGGCUCGUGGAGAGACAGAACCGAUCGCUGUUGAAAAGAUUACAGAUCAGUCAUGCUCUUCAUCGUGAUUGGAAGAAGGAUCUACAUGAUUAUCUUGUUAUGUAUUAUACGACACCACACACAACAACGGGUAAGACUCCUUCUGAGCUGAUGUUCGGGAGAACGAUUAGAUCCAAGAUGCCAUCAGUGGGUGACAUCGAAACGGCUCCUGUGAACACUGAUUAUUCUGAUCGCGAUUACAUUCUGAAGCAAAAGCAAAAGGAGAGAGAGGAUAGCAGACGAGGUGCCAAAGAGGUCCAAAUUCAACCAGGUGAUACAGUUCUUGUGAAAAACUUACUACCAGGCAACAAACUCACGACAACGUUCAAUCCGACGAAGUUCACCGUAGUAGAUCGCUCAGGUGGUCGAGUCACCGUGUCGGACCAGGAGAACGGGAAAACCUACGAACGGAACGUGGCUCAUCUCAAGCGAGUGGUUGAUCCGCCAGCAGACCUCGGAGAACAGUUCGCGGAUUCCGACACGGACGGAGAAGACUUCAGAGGAUUCGAUCAAAUCGAAAUUCAGGAGAAGUCCCCUCCGAAAGGAAAGCGCACCCGCCGUUGCCCGACCAAAUUUAAUGAUUUUGUGAUGUGAAGAAGAUAAGCAUUUCCAUAAAAAGGGAGAUGUGGUAAUGUGCUGAUUCUCAUGCCAAUUCAUAAACAUGCAAGCCCACUGGGCCGUCUCGCUCUCGGCACUCGACGUGCGUAAAUAAACAAUGUGCUUAAAUC